Protopolystoma xenopodis is the source of this 217-nucleotide messenger RNA. Lineage: Eukaryota; Metazoa; Platyhelminthes; Monogenea; Polystomatidea; Polystomatidae. The record is from the annotation of a GenBank genome assembly.
GAGGACUUUGAAUUUUUCCGACGUAGUGGCUCGCUACUGCUCGACUCCCUUCGGCAUACACGAGACUGCAUCCAACAGUUGGCCAGGAAAGUCGAGCUGGUUGAGACGCACCUCGGCGUGGUUUACGGCGUACCCUAUGCCGGAGCACUUGACCUUUGCAAGCCAGAUGACAGUGGCCACGGCCAGGGCCAGUGAAAAGAGGCAGCAGGCAACUUGA